Plutella xylostella (diamondback moth) is the source of this 1328-nucleotide messenger RNA. Its product is annotated as odorant receptor 70a. The record is from RefSeq and is a predicted model, not a curated record. Gene Ontology annotation, cellular component: plasma membrane. Gene Ontology annotation, molecular function: olfactory receptor activity; odorant binding. Gene Ontology annotation, biological process: sensory perception of smell; detection of chemical stimulus involved in sensory perception of smell. NCBI's taxonomy places the organism in Eukaryota, Metazoa, Arthropoda, Insecta, Lepidoptera, Plutellidae.
CCGUGUUUAUUCAAAAUGUCGACUUACCGUCAAAUAGAUUGCUUUAAUAUAAACGUGAAAUACUGGAAAUUUUUGGGCAUUUAUCCACGGCGAGAUACGACCCGUUUAUACGAAUACUAUUCGUUUUUAUUUAUCUCUUUUUUCUUUGUAUUUUACAUUUCCCUGACAACCCUAAAUUUUUGGUUUAUUCCCGGUCCAAUGGAUCUUUUCAUUGAAGAAACCAUAUUUUACACGACUGAAGUGGCAGUACUAGCAAAAGUUUUCACUUUUGUUUGCAUGAAAGACAAAGUCGUUAAAUUAUUAGAUAUUUUGGAGAGUGAUAUGUUUCAACCUGACACAAAUCAUAGAAUCAAAAUAGUUAAAGAUGCGAAAAAGUUCAACAUUACUUACUGGAAAGUCAUGGCUGCUAUAUCGUACUUAUCGAAUAGUACUCAUGUGCUAUCACCUUUAUUUACUCAUCUAUUGACCGGAGCAGACCUUGUGCUACCUCUUUGUUCCUAUUUGUUUCUUGCCGAUGAUUUCAGAAAUGCCUAUAUAUAUUAUUGUUACACCUACCAGAGCAUUGGAAUGCACUUUUUCAUGUUGGUGAACGUUAAUGUCGAUUCAUUCAUACAAGGAUUGAUCAUUUUAGCAAUAGCUCAACUAGAUCUACUCGAUGAUAAACUGAGGAAAGUGACGGAAAAUAAUAAUAUUGAUAAAGAUUCUCGUAAUGAAUCGGAUACGAAUGAAGAUAUAGAUUACGUUCGGAAGUUAAAUAAAUGUAUCAUCCAUUUUGACAACGUUGCUAAGUAUUGUGGGCUUAUCGAAGAAGUUUUCAGUUUAGUGCUCUUUGUUCAAUUUAGCAUUGCAUCGGUCAUUCUUUGUGUUUGUCUUUUCCGGUUCACGUUGCCUGCUCCUCGAGAAUAUUAUAUAUUUUUGGUGACUUAUGUGUUUGUGAUGGUGGGCCAAAUACUCGUGCCGUGUUGGUUUGGAACUCGAGUUAUUUAUAAAAGCAGCCAGCUGUCUCUGGCGGUGUACGACUCCGACUGGACCCCACGGUCACGGAGAUUCAAGAGCAACCUGCGACUUCUUGUAGAGAGACUAAACAGACCCCUCACCAUCAUUGGAGGCAAGAUGUUCCCGCUGUCACUGGUCACAUUCACUUCUAUAAUGAAUUCAGCGUAUUCUUUCUUCACCCUCCUGCGUCACAUGCAGUCACGAGAAGACGAAGCUUAAAUAAGAUUCGAGUUAAGAUAGUAGUUAACAAAACACAUAAUUAUUAUUAUCACUUAACGUGCACAAUUAUUAGAAUUGUAUUACAUAACAAGCGAUUACUUGCAUAUUUAAUU